Messenger RNA from Priapulus caudatus, 1119 nucleotides. RefSeq names its product spectrin alpha chain-like. Gene Ontology annotation, cellular component: cell projection; cortical actin cytoskeleton; plasma membrane. The record is from RefSeq and is a predicted model, not a curated record. Gene Ontology annotation, biological process: actin cytoskeleton organization. Gene Ontology annotation, molecular function: actin filament binding. NCBI's taxonomy places the organism in Eukaryota, Metazoa, Priapulida, Priapulimorpha, Priapulimorphida, Priapulidae.
GUACUGCAGGAGAAGUACGAGCACUUCAUGGACGAACUGCGCAACCAGCAGCGCAACCUGGAGGUCGUCGUCGACUUCUCGAAGCAGCUGCGCGACGGCGGGCAUCCGAACGCGGCGGUCAUCUCGGACAGGACGGCGGAGCUGAACCAGCAGUGGUCUGACCUGAAGGAGCUGGCGCAGGCUAGGCACGAGGCGUUGGAGGGUGCCAAGCAGGUGCACACGUUCGACCAUGAUACGGAUGAGUUGGUUUCCUGGAUACACGAGAAAGAGGCGAUGCUCAUCACAGAGGACUACGGCCAGGACCUUGAUGCCGUGGAAGCUCUGGAGAGAAGACACUUGGCAUUCGAGCAAGACCUUCACGCCGUCGGCGAGCAGGUGGACAGCGUGAAGCAGACGGCAGCGAGGCUCGGCGGGGAGUUUCCGGACGCGGCCGAGCACAUCCGCAGCAAGCAGGAGGAAGCCGGAGAUGCGUGGAGCGCCCUGCUCGCUCAGACCGAGCAGAAGAAGAGCAAGCUCGUCGAGUCCGAGAACCUGCAGUCGUACUUCAGCGACUUCCGCGAGCUCAUGGCGUGGAUUAACGAGAUGAUGGCGAUCAUCACUUCGGAUGAGCUCGCUCGCGACGUCCCCGGCGCCGAGGCCCUCAUCGAGAAACACAAGGAGCACCGGGCGGCCAUCGACAUGAAGAUGGGCGCCUUCGAGAAGUUCACGCGCUCGGGCGAGGACCUGAUUGCGCGCGGACACUUCCUGUCAGACGACAUCCGGGAUAAGAUCCAGAAGCUGGACGGCGCGCGAGACCAGCUGCUGGACACGUGGCGGCAGCGGUCAGUUCUGUACGACCAGAACCUAGACGCACAGAUGUUCAAGCGAGAUGCCGAGGCUCUGCAGUCGUGGCUGCGCGCGCGCGAGCCUGUCCUGCGAGACGCCAACUAUGGACAGUCGGUGAAGGAGGUCGACGAACUCAUACAGCGGCACGAGGACUUUGAGAAGACGGUCGAGUCGCAGCGGGAUCGCUUCCAGGCGCUCAACAGGGAGACACUGGUGGGGACCCUGACAUAUUAUUUUGUCAACCGACUCGCGCACCCGUGCAGUGAGGUGCGAGGAUCGCGCCUCGUGCAGUGA